GUUUUUUAUUCAAAAAAAUUAAAACAUUGUCUGCGUUUCACCACUGCCACCAUUGUUGUGUUGUUAUCGUGAAUUAAAGGAAUUAGAUUUUAGGGUUUACUCCACAUUCCGAUUUCAAUUCAACAAUGUGGAAAACAUUAUUCCGUCCACACGUGCGUUCAUUCGCCACACGUGCAUCACACUCCCACCACAACAACCACCGCGAAAACCACAAGUUCCUCUCCCCUCACACCUUCGUCGGAAGCUGGCAAACUCCGAAGGACCCUAAGGAAGCCGAAGCAAAACUAGCUCAGCUUCGGAGAGAGUACGCGAAGCAAGUGAAAGAGGUUCGGAAGGAAUACAUGAGAGAAAUGGAGGAUAUGAGAUUGGAGAAGCAACGGAAGGAUGAGGCUCGGAGAGAAUCGCUUAGAGUCGCUAAUGAAGAGAGGAAGAAAGUUAAGGCUCAGGCUGCUGAACUUAGAGCUCAAGAACGGAAUAUUGCUCAACAACAGUUUCGUGAAACCCUAUUAAAAGAAAGAGCAGAGAAACUUGAAAAUUGGAGAAUGAAAAUCAAAAAGCAUGAAGAGAAGAAGGCUGGGAAGAAAGAUUUAUUGCAUAAACGAAGUUCGAUGUGGGUUGAUGAAGCUGAGCUUGAGAAGGAAAUAACCAAUGUUGUAAUUGCUACAACAUUUCUUUGAGCUCCUUGCAGUUGCAUAUCUUAUCUACUGGUUAGUAGAAUCUAGUCCUAUGUUCAAAGAAGUCUCAGAAAUAAUUCAGUGUCAUAUACUCUUUUUGCUCCUUUUUAAAGUGUCGCUUUUUUUUAGAAAUUCUUUUUUACCUUUUAUUUGUUGUUUUCAAAGUUUAAAGUUGUAUUAACUAUUGUUUUAUCAAAUUUAUAUCUAACUAUUUAUUGUUGAGAGAGAAAUAAAUGGAUUGAGAUAAUAAAUAA
Cicer arietinum (chickpea) is the source of this 928-nucleotide messenger RNA. RefSeq lists its product as uncharacterized. Lineage: Eukaryota; Viridiplantae; Streptophyta; Magnoliopsida; Fabales; Fabaceae. The record is from RefSeq and is a predicted model, not a curated record.